CUUCCCAACCAUCUACUCACCUCACCACACUCUUUGAAUGCUACCAUUCCUUCACUCCCCCCUUUUAAAUACCACAAGCCCCAUCUACCCCUUCUUCCUUGUCCAACCCAAACCCACCUUCUACUCCUCCUCCCUCUCUCUCUCUCUAAGAGACUCUGAGUGAGAAUAUGGCACCAGUUGCGUUCGAUGACUACGCCUCACUAUCAAGAACCGUGUGUGUUAUGGACGCUUCAGGUCCCCUUGGUUCUUCCCUUGUGGAUCGUCUUCUCCAAACAGGCUACACCGUACAUGCUGCCCUUCAAAACCAUGGUGAUUCACAAGAUUUGAAGAGACUUUGCGUUGACAACAACAAGAACCUCAAAGUCUUCCAUUCAGAUCCCUUCGAUUACCAGAGCUUAAUGGAUGCCUUGAAGGGUUGUUCUGGCUUGUUCUACACCUUCGAACCUCCACAAGACCAACCCACCUUCGAUGAAUUUAUGGCGGACGUGGAAGUGAGAGCAGCGCACAAUGUGCUGGAGGCGUGCGCACAGACUGACACGAUAGAUAAAGUCGUGUUUACGUCGUCAGUAACGGCCGUUAUCUGGACAGAAGACAGAAAGUCAACCUCUGACUUUGACGAGAGGAACUGGAGCGACGUCAACUUCUGUAAAAAAUUCAAGUUAUGGCACGCAUUAUCUAAGACGCUAGCGGAGAAGACGGCUUGGGCUUUGGCGAUGGACCGCGGGCUUAGCAUGGUGAGCGUAAACGCUGGGCUUCUAUUGGGUCCUGAGCUAUCGAUCACGAAUCCAUAUCUGAAAGGAGCGGCUGAGAUGUACGAAGAUGGAGUGAUGGUGACGGUUGACCUAAAAUUCCUUGUGGACGCUCAUAUCUGCGUUUUCGAAGACGUAUCAAGUUACGGCCGUUAUCUUUGCUUCAACCACGUCAUCAAUAGACCCGAAGACGCCGUGAAGUUGGCCCAAAUGCUAACGCCCGCCUCUGCUUCCGCACCUGAAAGUUGCGAGGAAUCCAGGAUUUUCGAGCAGAGGAUAAGUAAUAAGAAGUUGAACAAACUGAUGGUGGAAUUCAGAAGUAAGAGUAUCAUGGAGUGAUGAGAAAAUCUGACCGUCCAAGAAAUGAACGGCUGGGAAGAUGAAACGUCACCAACCUGGGCCCGCAAUUAUUCAAGAAAUUGUAUUAAAUUUUGUAAACAUUAUUAUUAUUACUAUUACUGUUAUGGGAUACAUGGGGUUCGCCCUUAAUUAAAUAAAACCACUGGGGCUGCAAAUGCAAUGUAUAUGAAGUUAGUGUACAUGCAUAUGUGUCUUUUUUGGUGAGAGAGAGUGGUUUAUUCAUCAGAGCAAUUUCUCUGAUCAUCCUCCUUUCCCUUCUUCUUGUAUGUAUUGACUUUUUCACAGAUCAAAUGAUUUGAGGAGAAGAUGCUAACAA
This is a messenger RNA of Macadamia integrifolia, 1425 nucleotides long. Its product is annotated as cinnamoyl-CoA reductase-like SNL6. Gene Ontology annotation, molecular function: 3-beta-hydroxy-Delta5-steroid dehydrogenase (NAD+) activity. The transcript has 5 exons. Bases 168 to 1088 code for a protein of 306 amino acids. Gene Ontology annotation, biological process: steroid biosynthetic process. Lineage: Eukaryota; Viridiplantae; Streptophyta; Magnoliopsida; Proteales; Proteaceae. The record is from RefSeq and is a predicted model, not a curated record.